AUGAUGAUUUUCUUUCUCUUCAUCAGAUGGUCCCCUCUGAUGGGUUCUUCCUAUAGGAUGCUGGAGAAUCAAGAACAGGAGGAAUUGAUUACUGUACGAGUCCAGGAUCCCCGAGUACAGAAUGAAGGUUCCUGGAAUUCUUAUGUGGACUACAAGAUAUUCCUCCAUACCAACAGCAAGGCCUUUACUGCCAAGACAUCUUGUGUGCGUCGCCGUUAUCGGGAGUUUGUUUGGCUGAGAAAGCAGCUCCAGAGAAAUGCUGGCUUAGUGCCUGUACCUGAACUCCCUGGAAAGUCCACCUUCUUUGGCAACUCAGAUGAGUUUAUUGAGAAGCGGCGACAAGGUCUUCAGCACUUCCUAGAGAAGGCAAUGCUAUCAGGAUGCUCUCUAAUCACUAUUGGAUCUGGCCAUAGAGUCCUGCAGAACGUGGUCCUCCUGUCCGACAGCCAGUUGCACCUCUUCCUCCAGAGCCAGCUGUCAGUGCCAGAGAUUGAAGCUUGUGUCCAAGGUCGGAGCCCUAUGACUGUAGCUGAUGCCAUUCUCCACUAUGCCAUGUCUAACUGUGGCUGGGUCCAGGAAGAGAGUAUGGGUUCUCCUCACCUGGCGAUGGGAGACCAACGUAAGAGUUGCUGUUUUAUCCGAAGAUCUGGUUGUCAGGCUUCUUCAUCUCCCCUCCAGAAUGAAGAAAAGGAUCACUUGGCCUUGUGGGCUCCUGUUGUUGAUGCUGGGGCUCCUCAUGUGGGAAGCUCCUCUCUUCCUCUCCCAACCUCAUCUUCAAGCUGGGACUUUGUCAGAUCUGAUGAGAGGACCAGUACCUCUCAAUCCUGGAAUAGAGUGGAGGAAGACCACCCAGUUCACCCAUCUUAUGACAUGGACUCAGAAUCUGGCCAGUUGGAAACUGUCUGAGAAGUGAACACUUUGGUCUGAGAUCAGAUGUGAAGGGAGUAGGCCAUGGGGGGAAGGAUGGCUGGCUGUGCUGUUGGGUAGGGUGAUCAGCAGUAUCUAAGGUGGUUGGCCUCCUGGGAAGCCUUAGCCUCACACAGUGGGCAGUGGCAGCAGCUUGCAGCCCUCCUCCCUUGCUUUGCUGCCCCCUACCUAGUACUGGGCAGAUAAGAAGCUCUGACUGUGCUCUGCACAAAUUGAGAGCUUAGGGUCUGUUUUGUCUUUAAACUCCCUACCUUGACUCCUGGGAGCAGAGUUUCUUCUGGUGUUUGUUUAUAUGAAUAGAAAUACCCUCUAUCAACCCCCUAGCUUUGGGGGAUAGGGGUGUGGUUGGGGAACAUAGAGGUAAGAAGGUGUUAGCUUUUGCUUCCUGCAUUGGUCUUGGGGCCACUCUAAGCCAGCUGGCAUCCCCUUCCUUUAGAAGUGAACUGUGUUUAGAUUGUUGCUUGUUUUGACUUCAACCUCUCUAGCUGUUUGUUUUGGGAAGUUGGCCUCCUUCCUACCCCAACAAAUCCAUUGGCUAGUUAGUUCUCUUCUGAUCCCCUUGUUUUUCCUGCUCUUCCUUCAGCUCUGAGACUCUCCAGUCUCCCUUGCAGCUGGAGUUUCUGUCACAGCCCAAGGCAGCUGCCAUCAUGCUCAAAGGUGGGUGCAAGCAGCAGUAGCAGCAGCUUGGUAGCCCUAUUCAAAAGAGGGUCUUGGAUCUAGCCAGAAGGGCAGCAAACAGCUGCUGUGCUGGGAGUUGCAGGUUGGUUUAGGAGUGGCAGCCUUGGGCCGAGGCUUUCACUUCAGUCUGGAGGCAGAGAAGUUUGACUUUUCUCUGCCAGCUUCAUUGCAAAUCAUAUUCCCCAUGCCCCACAAUGUUUUUCUUGCUGUAUAGUCGCUCUCUGUUCCAAUAAGACAGCCUGUUCAAUUCACUAGGGCCAGGGGACUGAGCUUGUUGAUGAGAGCUUUGUUUUUUCCCUGUAAGCAAAGGGCUCCAGGGAAGAAGAACAGGAUGCCUUUAGACAAUGAGGCAUUCUGGCCUCCUGCUGCCUCUCCACUGGGGCUGGUGGGGGCUCUACUGCUGGCAUUCAGCAGGGCUCAGCUCUUCCGCUGGCUAUUCUAUUUAUUCCCUUCUGCCCCCUCCUCUGGUCAUUACACCUUGUCUGUGUGCACUCUGUUACUACCAGUGGACACUGUGGGAUUCAGAGUGGAGGUGCUCUGGCCUGAAAUAAAAUUCAAGUAUUUAA
Gracilinanus agilis (Agile Gracile Mouse Opossum) is the source of this 2171-nucleotide messenger RNA. It is a transcript of the gene SNX11, whose product is annotated as sorting nexin 11. The transcript is spliced from 6 exons. Gene Ontology annotation, molecular function: phosphatidylinositol binding. The coding region runs from base 1 to 906 and encodes 301 amino acids. NCBI's taxonomy places the organism in Eukaryota, Metazoa, Chordata, Mammalia, Didelphimorphia, Didelphidae. Gene Ontology annotation, biological process: intracellular protein transport. The record is from RefSeq and is a predicted model, not a curated record.